UGCCAGUUUGUGAGAUGCAUCGUUAUAACAUAUUGGCGGUUGGUGCGGCGGCUUGCCUUUCAGCCGCAAUCACCUGGUAUCUAGUAGAUCCACAUGCAUUUGUGUUGCACAAACUCCAUCUCCAACCACGACUACUUUCCACCAGCAGGGACACUGUUUCCACGUCGAAUUUCGCCUUCUACAAAUUGAGCCUCCAAUGGCCACCUUCCACGUGUACUUCGGAGCCUCCUGCAGGUUUGAAUUGUCGAGGACCUGUCCCCGGCCAGUUUACCAUCCAUGGUUUAUGGCCACAGGAUGCCAAAGACAAAAGAAUACCCCCCUAUAAUCCAGCGAAUCCUUGUACCACUGACAUACCUAUAUCUCCUGAUAAUCUCAUACCUUAUCUACAGCAGAUCGACGAGAAAUUAAAGCGACUAUGGCCAAACUUAAGGAACUCCGGAAGUGAGCAGCAAAAUCAAUUUUUUUGGAGAGAAGAAUGGAGAAAACAUGGAAUGUGUUCUGAUUAUCCAGAUGAGCCUUUUGACUAUUUCAACUCUGCCUUAAAUCUUAGAGAUGGCUUCGAUCCAGCCUUUCAACUUACUCCUGGAAAAAGUUACACGGUAAAACAGGUCGCAGAUGCAGUUCGAAGGCAAGUAGGAGCAAAACCUGAGAUUGCUUGCAGCAGAAGUAAAGAGGUUAAAAAAAGGCUCCAGCUCUGGGAGAUUCGACUAUGUUACAAUAAGGAAAUGCCCCCCAAGACGCUCAAAGACUGUCCCAAAGAUUUUUCAGGCCCGUGUGGAAGCUUGCAAGAUAGUAUAACAUUCCCUGACCCUCCGUCGAGUAGUGAUGAAAUGGCGGACCAUUCGGCAGGGAUAGGAUCAGAAUUUCAAGCUAGUGAUGAAAAAUGAAUUAUACUAGUUCUGAUAUGAUGGAUGGACGUUUCUUAAUUAUAAAUAAGAUAAAUCUUAGAAUAACGGUUCUAAAAAGUAGAUAAGUAUAUGAUUAGUAAGUUUGGCAUCUCCCAUAUAAAAUCAAGGUUUACUUCCGGUGUUUGUUUGGGUUUAUGAGGGCUCCUCCAUCCUGUUUAACUUUGGUCCCAGCCGUCUGAACCUCCCCAAACUGUUGCCCUUAAUUAGCUCAAAAAAUUGUUGUAGGAAGAAAGGAGU
This is a messenger RNA of Theobroma umbraticum, 1145 nucleotides long. Its product is annotated as ribonuclease 1-like. Gene Ontology annotation, biological process: RNA catabolic process. Lineage: Eukaryota; Viridiplantae; Streptophyta; Magnoliopsida; Malvales; Malvaceae. The record is from RefSeq and is a predicted model, not a curated record. Gene Ontology annotation, molecular function: ribonuclease T2 activity; RNA binding. Gene Ontology annotation, cellular component: extracellular region.